CUUUGGGGAGGUGCUUUAAAUCCGACUGCCAGAGCUGUGGGCUGCUGAGAGCAGAAGCUGAGUGCAGGAUGCUGAGCUCAGGUCUUCCUCCUGUGUUCCUUUUGCUCACAGCACUGGAGCUGAGCUGGUCCCUGAGUGAUGAAGAAAAGAAAAUUAUCUUGGAUGGGCACAACCAGUAUCGUUCCCAGGUCUCCCCUCCUGCCAUGGACAUGCUGAAGAUGACCUGGGACACAGAACUGGAGGCCUUUGCUCAAGCCUAUGCAGAGAAGUGCAUCUGGGACCACAACAAGGAGAGGGGCAGACGAGGGGAGAACCUCUUUGCUAUGGCACCAAUCCUGGACCUGGAAUUUGCCGUGGAAGAUUGGAACGCGGAGGAGAAAUAUUACAACUUCUCCACUGCCACCUGUGUCCCCGGGCAGAUGUGUGGCCACUACACCCAGGUGGUCUGGGCAAGCACACAUCAGAUUGGCUGUGGGUCCAAGUUCUGUGAGAAGAUUGAUGGGCUGGACACAGAGGACAUGUACCUCCUGGUCUGCAACUAUUACCCCCCGGGUAACGUGAAAGGCCGAAAGCCCUACAGGGAAGGACCCUCCUGUUCCCAGUGUCCCCAGGGCAGAGUUUGUGUCAACUCCUUGUGUGCAGGUUCCCAGGACACUGAAGAACAAGAGGCAGACUCAGACAUGGAUCAGCCCACGGCUGGAGCCCCCACUAUUUGCUUGGGGCUUUCACUCUUCCUCCUACCCAGUGUCAUCUUGGUGAGCCUUCUGCUUUGAAUGGUCUUCCUCAGCUGUCUCUGCACCAGUCACAAAGACUUUCUUCAGCACUGGUUGUUCCACAACCCUGGUAGGCUUGGGAAACCCUUCUCUUCUUACGCUGCCUUACCUGCUCCAGCCCUGCUGAGCCACGGGCAGUCCCAUGGGAACCUGGAGACCCAAAGGCAGGAGGGUUUCUGCCAUGAUGCUGGUGACCUUGGAUGCUCCUCCUUUCUUCCCAGCCUGGGCUUUUGGUCUGUUUGCAGCCUGGAAGGGGUGAACUGUCCCACCCCACUGUGUGGCUGGCAGGCCCCACCACACCGUGUCCCCAUGGAGAGCAGAAGGACAGAGACAGAGGUGGGGGGAGAUGUGGUGCUGGGUUUGCUGUUUUUCUGCAGAGAUGUGGUGGUUGGGUUUUGGUGGUUGGCAGGAUGAGUUUCCAACAAAAAUGCUCUUCUCCCCUCCUGAUGUAUCUGAAUUUUGGAGAAGCUUCAUCUUUUUGUCCAAAAAGAGCAUCAGGUUGUUUGGGUUUGUUUAUUUUUCCCCACAGGAGAGGAUUUCUGUUUCCCUCUUGGUCCUGGUGUAGCUAUGGCCAGUAUUACCCCACUGUACUCCUUCUCCUCACACCUCAGCAGCCUUUCUCUCCUUCUUCUCCUGCCCCAUGUACCCAUUCCACAGUUAGUCCAUUGCCACAACUUUAUUUUACGCCUGUGCCUGCACCCAAGCACAGAAGAAAAACCUUCAGUGCUCAAGAGGAGCUCCCAGCUCCUCCAGCCAGCUCUCCUCUGCAUGGCUUCCUCCUUUGCAUCACUUCAGUGUAUCUGAAUUUAAAUACAGAUCCUGGUUGGCCUAUAUUUUACGUGUGUGGUGGAAUUUGGGCCAGGAGAUCCAAAUCACCCCCUGUGCUGGUACAACCUGAGGUGACAAGAGCCCAGGGAAUGGUGUUGGAAGUUACUGGUGGUUCCAGGAUUUGGUUUUCCAGGACCACUUUUGUUGUCUGGGAUGCUGUGUGUUUCAUUCCCCUGUGUUUCUGCUCCUUUCACCUGAGGUUUCCCAGGAAGGUGUGUGAAAUAUGGGACAAGCUGGAAGGGAUUAGGAGACAGGCUCCUUUUUUUUCUGGGUUGUUGGCACCUCAAACAGAUGAGGUGGGGAAUGACCUGAAGGUCAAGAUUUGCCUCCUCCCCCAUGCUGCUGUGUCCUGUGCAUCUCCAAAGCAUGCACUGAAUAAAUCCUGUUGUGGAAAAGCUGC
Messenger RNA from Calypte anna (Anna's hummingbird), 2001 nucleotides. RefSeq names its product peptidase inhibitor 16 (gene PI16). Bases 69 to 773 code for a protein of 234 amino acids. The transcript has 5 exons. Gene Ontology annotation, cellular component: extracellular region. The record is from RefSeq and is a predicted model, not a curated record. Lineage: Eukaryota; Metazoa; Chordata; Aves; Apodiformes; Trochilidae.